Messenger RNA from Spea bombifrons (plains spadefoot toad), 1206 nucleotides. RefSeq names its product alpha-tectorin-like. The transcript has 10 exons. NCBI's taxonomy places the organism in Eukaryota, Metazoa, Chordata, Amphibia, Anura, Pelobatidae. The coding region runs from base 1 to 1206 and encodes 401 amino acids. Gene Ontology annotation, biological process: cell-matrix adhesion. The record is from RefSeq and is a predicted model, not a curated record.
AUGAUAGAUUACAAAGCAAACAGAUCCGCGGUUCGCGGUACGUCCGGAGUGCACGGUUAUCAGGGCCGUGAAAACCUGAUGAUUGGAAGUAACCAACGGGACAUCUACCAGCGGCCCCGUAGGUCAUAUCGAGGCAGGGGUGGAAUCGAUUUAGCAGACAUGGGACGCUGGAACGGACUAAUCCUUUUGCUUCUGGCUUCUACAUCCUCUUCUUCUGAGAAUUUAGUUGUUGCUUCUUCUGAGAAAUUAGUUGUCGGUAUGUUGGGGAAGGAGGGAGGGGAGGCUCUCGAGGUGAACGGGCCGAUUGUUAGGAUUUUACCCCAGUCUCAAGAAUCCAUCCUCUAUCCCUACGGCCUUGCUCAUAAAGACCAAACAACUACCGUUGAAGACGAUGGCGGAACAGACAAAAUUCACAUCAGGAAUACGUUCAAAUAUUUCGGUGUAAACCACAGAUAUCUUUAUGUGAAUAACAACGGAGGGAUUUCCUUUAAUGAACCAGUCACUCAGUAUACCCCUGACGCCUUCCCUAUUCCCGGAAUAAGUAUUAUUGCCCCAUAUUGGGCAGACGUGGACAACGAAUUAGGAGGAAUGGUUUACUACAGCGAACGAGUGGAUGACUUCACUCUGGAUAGAAUAACUGAUGAUAUGAAGAGAUAUUUCCCAGAUCUCCACUUCAAAGCAGUGUGGAGUUUUAUUGUUACAUGGGAUGAAGUGGCUUUUUAUGGAUCAGAAUCUGAUAAGGUCAACACUUUUCAAGCUGUCCUUACCACGGACAAUCACAGGUCUAUCGUCAUAUUCAACUAUGGUGACCUCCAGUGGACAACAGGGACAGCGAGUGGUGGGGAUCCCAAAACAGGUCUCGGAGGAACAACUGCUCAGGCUGGAUUUAAUACCGAUGGUCAUCACUUCAGUAUUCCAAGUUCCAGGACUGAUCACGUUUUGAACAUCAAAUCUUCUAGUAACGUGGGGACUCCAGGUCGAUGGAUCUUCCAGGUGGAUGAUUUUAAAGUUCCUGGUGGCUGCGUGUUUGAAGCCAGUUUCAUGCAGUUCGGGCAAUCUGUUUGGAAAGACGAAGAAUGCAAAAGCAAGUGUACCUGCAGACACGACGGAAAGAUGGACUGUGAUCCCUUACCGUGCGCCGAAGGACUUGUGUGUGUUCCCGCCGGCCGUCACUUCAUGUGCCAGAUCGACGAAGAAGACUGUUAG